Messenger RNA from Pyrenophora tritici-repentis Pt-1C-BFP, 1137 nucleotides. Its product is annotated as FadB, 3-hydroxyacyl-CoA dehydrogenase. Gene Ontology annotation, molecular function: NAD+ binding; oxidoreductase activity, acting on the CH-OH group of donors, NAD or NADP as acceptor. The record is from RefSeq and is a predicted model, not a curated record. Lineage: Eukaryota; Fungi; Ascomycota; Dothideomycetes; Pleosporales; Pleosporaceae. Gene Ontology annotation, biological process: fatty acid metabolic process.
AUGUUCUCUGUCGCUUCAAAACAGGCUGCACGAUGCGCACUAAGGCAACAAUGCCGUACCUUCAGCUCGACACCCUCUGUUGGGGCUGCCGCUGAAGUAAAGAAGCUUGGCGUCAUUGGCGCAGGGCAAAUGGGCCUUGGAAUUGCUCUUGUCGCAGCACAGAAAGCCUCGGUACCAGUCCGAUUGAUUGACAACUCCCAAGCAUCAAUCGACAAGGGCCUAAAAUUCGCCGACAAACUCCUCGAGAAAGAUGUCGGAAAAGGCAGAAUCUCAAAAGACGACGCCGCUGCAGCAAGGGAGCGAUUGACAUCCAGCACAUCCCUCGACGACCUGACAGAUGUCGACUUUGUCAUCGAAGCCGUCCCCGAGAUCCCCGAGCUCAAGCACAAAAUCUUCUCGCAACUUGCCCAGAUAUGCCCCUCACAUGCCAUUCUCGCGACAAACACAUCGUCAAUCUCAAUCACCAAGAUCGCCGCAAGCACCACGACGGACCCAACCGAUCUUUCUGCCUCGUCGCGCGUCAUUAGCACCCACUUCAUGAACCCAGUUCCCAUCCAAAAGGGAGUAGAGAUCAUCACCGGCCUGCAGACGUCCCAGUCCACCAUCGAUACCGCCAUCGCCUUUUGCGAAAAGAUGGGCAAGAUCCCCUCCAAGUCUGCAGACUCACCUGGCUUCCUUGCCAACCGUAUUCUCAUGCCUUACAUCAACGAGGCCGUCAUCUGCUUGGAGACGGGUGUAGGCGCCAAGGAGGAUAUCGAUAGUAUCAUGAAGAAUGGAACCAACGUACCUAUGGGUCCGCUGCAGCUGGCUGAUUUCAUCGGUAUUGAUACAUGCUUGGCGAUUAUGCAAGUGCUGUAUCACGAUACUGGCGAUUCAAAGUACAGACCUGCAGUGCUGUUGAAGAAGAUGGUUGAUGCGGGUUGGUUGGGCAAGAAGAGCGGGAAGGGAUUUUAUGAUUACUAAGAAACUGAAGCCAUGAUUUGUGUAUAAGAUAUGGAUAUCUAUUCGUAUCUAGUGCAUUUGUAAGCGAUGAACUGGUGACAUGUGAUAGGUCACAGUGAAGCUAGAUAUGACUGAACUUUCCAGGCAGCCAUCACUGAUAGCAGCUGGGUAAAUAAUGCGAUUGAAGUACAUCGG